This is a messenger RNA of Octodon degus (degu), 948 nucleotides long. RefSeq names its product olfactory receptor 11G2-like. The record is from RefSeq and is a predicted model, not a curated record. Bases 13 to 948 code for a protein of 311 amino acids. Lineage: Eukaryota; Metazoa; Chordata; Mammalia; Rodentia; Octodontidae. The transcript has a single exon. Gene Ontology annotation, molecular function: olfactory receptor activity; G protein-coupled receptor activity. Gene Ontology annotation, biological process: G protein-coupled receptor signaling pathway. Gene Ontology annotation, cellular component: membrane.
GCUCACAGACACAUGGCAAAAUUCCACACCCCCAGCAACUCCAGCACCAUCACUGGCUUCAUCCUCUUGGGCUUUACCUGCCCCAGGGAGGGGCAGAUCCUCCUCUUUGUGCUCUUCUCUGCUGUCUACCUCCUCACCCUCAUGGGCAAUGCUUCCAUCAUCUGUGCUGUGCGCUGGGAUCAGAGACUACACACACCCAUGUACAUCCUGCUGGCCAACUUCUCCUUCCUGGAGAUCUGGUAUGUCACCUCCACAGUCCCCAACAUGUUGGCCAACUUCCUUUCUGACACCAAGGUCAUCUCCUUCUCUGGCUGCUUCCUCCAGUUCUAUUUCUUCUUUUCCUUGGGUUCCACAGAAUGCUUCUUCCUGGCAGUUAUGGCAUUUGAUCGCUACCUUGCCAUCUGCAGGCCUCUGUACUACCCUUCCAUUAUGACUCGACAUUUCUGCACCAAUCUCAUAGUUAGCUGCUGGGUGCUUGGUUUCCUCUGGUUCCCAGUCCCCAUCAUCAUCAUUUCACAGAUGUCCUUCUGUGGCCCCAGGAUAAUUGAUCAUUUCCUGUGUGACCCAGGCCCUUUGUUAGCCCUCACUUGCACAAAAGCUCCUGUGAUAGAGCUUGUUAUAUCCAUCUUAAAUUCCCCUACACUGGUUAUUCUCUUACUUUUCAUCAUGGGGUCUUAUGCUCUGGUCCUAAAAGCUGUACUGAAGGUCCCUUCAGCAACUGGGAAAAGAAAGGCUUUUAACACCUGUGGGUCUCACCUGGUUGUGGUUUCACUAUUUUAUGGCUCAGUAUUAGUCAUGUAUGGGAGCUCAACAUCGGAUCACGCAGCUGAGGUGCAGAAGAUUGUGACCCUCUUUUAUUCUGUUUUGACCCCUCUCCUUAACCCUGUGAUAUACAGUCUUAGGAACCAAGAUAUGAAAAAAGGCCUGCAGAAAUUUUGGGGAACAUAA